This is a messenger RNA of Recurvomyces mirabilis, 1932 nucleotides long. RefSeq lists its product as uncharacterized. Gene Ontology annotation, cellular component: fungal-type vacuole. The record is from RefSeq and is a predicted model, not a curated record. Gene Ontology annotation, biological process: polysaccharide metabolic process. Gene Ontology annotation, molecular function: glucan 1,4-alpha-glucosidase activity. The coding region runs from base 1 to 1932 and encodes 643 amino acids. The transcript is spliced from 2 exons. NCBI's taxonomy places the organism in Eukaryota, Fungi, Ascomycota, Dothideomycetes, Mycosphaerellales, Teratosphaeriaceae.
AUGAGGAACAUAAUUGCGGCCUUCGCGGGCCUGGUAUUCGCAGGCACAGCUUAUGGACAAACAUGCCAGACUACGACACUGACAUCCAGCGUACCCACGAAUGGCACCGAGGUAGCUCUUGGAAGCUACUCAUACUGUGGCGGUACACUCAAUGCUACGGCCUACAUCGCCAACCUGGACUAUAAUAAGGUGGUGAGCCUCUACUACACCAAUGCUCAAGGCCAAAGCACGCCACUCUCCGUGGUCACAUUCGGUUACUCGAGCAGUAUCGGCACUGAUGGCAGCUGGGAACUAUGGACGACCAGCACACCCAUCUACAUCGACGGCAUCACCAGACUGCUCAACCUCACUUUCCAGGCUACGGACAUCGGCCAGACAUAUACUCAGACUCUGAACCUCCCCGUCAACGCCACGGGAGCAGCAGCACCAACCCUCGCCUCCCCACCAGCACCCUACGCCACCCCCCGCGGCUUCGGCGACGACAUCACCACCUGGCUCUCCAUCAACAUCGGCAGCGAACUCGAAACCGCCUUUCAGAAAAUGUUCGUCAAUAUCAACCCGGCCAUCACCGGAGCAGCACAAGGUGUUGUGGUCGCCGCUCGUAGCGGCCCAUCAUACGUGAACCUAGACCCGGAUUACGAGUACAAUUGGGUCCGGGAUGCUUCUUUGACGAUGGAUGUUGUGCAGAUGCUUUAUUCGGCUUCUACUAAGGUGAAGGCGCAGAAGCAGUAUGAGGAUGUUUUGUUUCAGUAUGCUGGGGCGAGGGCGACGGAGCAGAAUGAUCCUAACUUGCAGACGGGACUGGGGGAGCCGAAGUUUUAUCUUAAUAAUACGAUCUUCUCAGGCCCAUGGGGUCGUCCUCAGAACGACGGACCGGCCACAAGUGCCAUCACACUCAUGGAAUUUGCCAACGACUAUCUUGCGAAUGGCGGUAGCAUGGACACUGUCAAGCAGAAGAUCUACGACUCGACGGCUUUCCCUUCUGCUGCGCCUGUGCAGAAGGAUUUGUUAUUCGUCGCCAGCAACUGGACUUCUCCUUCCUUCGAUCUAUGGGAGGAAGAAGAGAGUGACCAUUUUUACACUCGUAUGGUGCAGCGUCGUGCUCUAGUCAUGGGUGCGGCGUUUGCCACUAAGAUGGGGGAUUCGAGCACUUCUGCUACACUGUCGGCAGCGGCUUCAGCGCUUUCAGCUACACUGAGCCAGUUCUGGGAUCCGAACAGACACAUCCUGUUGUACGAGUAUGGUCCAGUCCUGCACGGCAAGUCGAGCUAUCUCGACAUUGCUGUCGUGCUCGGGGUCAUCCAUGGCUAUGCCGGUGAUGGUGUCUACGGCUUCACGAACGACGAAGUCCUGUCCAGCGCUCUUCGCAUUGCAAUCUCCUUCAUCAACGUCUAUCCAAUCGCCAACAAGACUAGGGACUCGUCAGGCAACGUUCUUGGCAUACCAAUAGGUCGCUAUCCAGAAGAUGUCUACAACGGCUACGGCACAGUCGACAACGGUGGCAAUCCAUGGUACCUGUGCACAGCCGCCAUGGCUCAGCUCAUGUAUUCUGCUUCGACCGAGUUCGCAGACGCAGGUAGCAUCUCGAUCAGCAACGUCUCCAAACCCUUCUUCGACUACUUCGCUCCGGCAGCCAAACUCCAGGUAGGACAGAACUAUGCCUACGGCAGCCAGAAAUACAACCAAGCUAUCAACGGGCUCAAUGGCUGGGGCGAUGCUUUCAUGCGUACGGUGAAGUACUACACUCCAUCCAACGGCACUUUGUCGGAAGAAUUCAACCGCAAUACCGGUGUAGCACAGGGUGCGGCUGAUCUGACGUGGAGUUAUGCCAGUGUUUUGACUGCUGCUUUUGCAAGGGCAGAGACGAGAGGGCAGAAGAGUUAUGUUAAGAACUUGGCGAACCUGGGAUUUCAAGCGAAUACUGUGUCGUAG